Messenger RNA from Vidua macroura (Pin-tailed whydah), 1021 nucleotides. RefSeq names its product electrogenic sodium bicarbonate cotransporter 1-like. Gene Ontology annotation, molecular function: sodium:bicarbonate symporter activity; solute:inorganic anion antiporter activity. The transcript has 2 exons. Lineage: Eukaryota; Metazoa; Chordata; Aves; Passeriformes; Viduidae. Gene Ontology annotation, cellular component: basolateral plasma membrane; plasma membrane. The record is from RefSeq and is a predicted model, not a curated record. Gene Ontology annotation, biological process: transmembrane transport; monoatomic anion transport; bicarbonate transport. Bases 37 to 429 code for a protein of 130 amino acids.
AGGCAGGUGAGGCCCUAGGGUGAGCCCAAGGUGUCCAUGUGUGACCUCUCCUCACCACCCACCUUGUCCCUGCAGCCUCCUGCCACCCCAGCAGGGCUGAGCAGGACCCAGUGCCUGGGUCGAGGUGGGCAUCUCCUGGGGACCAGCUGCCAGUAUGUGCCCGAUGUCACCCUCAUCUCCUUCCUGCUCUUCGGGGGCACCUUCCUCUUCUGCAUCGCACUCAAGCGCUUCAGGAGCAGCCGCUACUUCCCUGUGGGGGUGCGGAAGCUGGUGAGCGACUUCGCUGUCAUCCUGGCCAUCCUCGCCUCCUGCGCUGUCGAUGCUGUCCUGGGCCUGGAGACCCCCAAGCUCCUUGUCCCCAGCGAGCUGAAGGUGCCAGCAGGAUGGGCACAGCACUGUCAGGGUGUGGGUCUGUGCCCACUGCAGUAGCCAUCCCCCUGUGCUGUCACUGUCCUCCUCAUCACUGGCUCCAGCCCUACAGGGGUGCAGGCUGCACCCCAGCAAAUGAGAAAGGGUUGAACACAGCUGAUCCCAUGCACUGUAAAUAACCUGGCUCAGACCUGGACUGUACAGAUCACACUGGAGCAAGGGCCAUAAGCUCAGUUCCAGGCUUAGGCUACUCACCCUGGUUGUGGAGCGGGGCUGGCAGCACCCCAGAGCAGCCACCACCACCUCCUCGGGCUCACCACCAUCACUGCCCAAUGCCACCUCUUCCACGUGCUGUCACAGGCACAUGCCAGCUUCUGGCUUGUGGCGUCCAAGGACAACACCCUGCUCUGUCACAGCCAGGUUGUCCUUGUGGGGGGCUGGUGGGUCAGCAGCAUCCCCAGGAUGAGUGAGGAUGCUCUUGCACCCCCGAGGUGGGGCGUCCCUGGGUACCUGUAGGGCUCCAGUCUGGGCACCUGGGGCACCAUCACCCAACUGCACUGCACACCCCACAAGUGGGCGGCAGCUGCCAUGACCCUUCUGCUCUCCACAGCCCACAAACCCAGCACGGGGCUGGAUCAUUUUCCCCUUUGGA